This is a messenger RNA of Drosophila obscura, 4369 nucleotides long. It is a transcript of the gene Nup154, whose product is annotated as nuclear pore complex protein Nup154. Lineage: Eukaryota; Metazoa; Arthropoda; Insecta; Diptera; Drosophilidae. The coding region runs from base 152 to 4255 and encodes 1367 amino acids. Gene Ontology annotation, biological process: RNA export from nucleus; protein import into nucleus; transcription-dependent tethering of RNA polymerase II gene DNA at nuclear periphery. The transcript has 12 exons. Gene Ontology annotation, molecular function: structural constituent of nuclear pore. The record is from RefSeq and is a predicted model, not a curated record. Gene Ontology annotation, cellular component: nuclear pore; nuclear pore inner ring.
UAAGAAAAGGCGGGAUCUGUUUUUAGUGGCGUUGGUAUUACAGCCGGUUUUACUUCUCACGUUUUGGUUUAACCGUCUUUCUAAUAUAUUUUUGUUGCUGCGCGCAUAGCAGUGUAGUUUGGAUUGUGCUCUAUACAUACAUAUUUACAAAAUGACAGCUACGCCAGGGCAAUUCGAUUUUUUAUCAACUGCUGGAAAUAUGCUGGAGUGGCACGAUAAUCUAGACAGACAAAAGCCUGGUCUAUUGGAAUUAACAGGUGUCAGCCAGCAUGGCAGAGCCACGAUGAGUGGCCUAAAUGAUUACGAUUACCAAAGCCUUGUAUACUUAAAAUCUGAUGAUGCACAUAACCUAAAACAACUUCGAACUGUCACAAAAUCUGCAAUACCAAAUGAAAUUCUGGAACACUUUAAGCAUGUAAAAUGUCAUUGCAACAUGGGCUUGUUUCCUGAAAUUGGUCGCGCCUGGCUAACCAUUGAUUCUGAGAUUUACAUAUGGACAUAUAAUCAAGCGCGCGAUGUUGCAUAUUAUGAUGGGUUAAGCCAUUUGAUUGUGAGCGUUGGAUUGGUAAAACCAAAGCCUGACGUCUUUGUGAAAGAUGUUAUGUAUCUCUUAGUUCUGACGACACCUAUAGAGGUAAUUGUGUUGGGUGUCACAUUUGGAGAGAAUUCGUACAAUGAAAUGCAACUAAUGAACAGGCCAAUAUUCGUGAUUGGAACUGACAAUGUAUCAAUCAGCGUCAUAAAAGGAACUGACGAUGGACGCAUUUUUUUAGGCGGUCGUGAUGGUUGUUUAUAUGAGGUGUUCUAUCAGGCUGAAUCUAGCUGGUUUGGAAAACGAUGCAAGAAGAUGAACCUCUCCCAAAAUCUGGUUUCCUACAUGGUCCCCAGUUUUCUCAAAGUGUUUUCGGAAGUUGAUCCCAUCCAGCGAAUAGCAAUCGACAAUGGUCGCAGACUGUUAUAUAUUCUAACGGAGCAUGGAUCUAUUGAGGCUUGGGAUAUCGGAUCGAAUUAUGCAAAUGUGCGAAGGAUGUCUAAGAUCACCCAAAAUGAUAUUACUAACAAAGCAGUUAGUUUGAUUACGACUGUUGACCCAUCUAUUUUUAAAUCUGUAAAAGCGAUAUGUCCCCUUAUCGAAGAUGAAUCAAACAAGAUGCACCUUGUCGCUGUUACGCAGUGCGGCGUGCGUCUGUAUUUCUCCACCACAUCGCUGAAUAUGCAACAGUCUUCUAGCGCAGCAACACCCUGCCCGCAAACCGAAUAUUUCAGCAGUAGUCAGACAACAUCGGCGGAAUCGAUCGCCCCAAGGGGACUCUAUUUACUGCAUGUUCGACUUCCCCCGGGGUACACACCUAAUGCAACCACUAAUAAACCUAAGGAGGUACAUGCAGCACACUACUCGGAGGAUACAAUGUUAAUGAUUACGACGCAACAGCAAGAUCAGGACCUAUUGUGGUCGGUUAGCUCUGUUCCGUCCGUUAAUCAUACGUAUCUCGUGGAAUCAACAGCCCUGGAAAGCUUGGAUGGCAUUGUUUGGGACUUAGCUGAGGUACAUGAUCCCUCAAGGCCUCUCCUUAAUUCACCUUUAUACAAGGCACGUAACCCGCGACGAGUCGCUUUGCUAACAAACCAAGGCACUCAUAUUAUAGAGUUGCUAAAAUCGCCAGACAUACUGCUUCAGAUCUUGCUAGCGUGCAAUGGCCCCCAUCAUGAGGAAGUUAAAAUGUUUUUCCAAUCUCAAAAUAAACGUGAGGCCUGCGCUACGUGUUUAUUGUUGGCUACUUCUGAAAAAUAUCGUGGUGGCGACAUAGCGCUGUGGGCCACCCAGGCUUUUAUGCUGUAUGGCGGGGAACCAUGUUUUCAAAAUCAAAAGUUUAUGAAUGCUAAUAAUCGUACCAUACCCAAUCAAACAUUGGCUUCGAAUGCAGCGAUAGUAACAGAGCGGCUGCCCAUGUUCAUGUCGACACCAAUGCCAAAUAAAUCAACUUUCUCUUCAACGCAAAACUCUAUAUUUCAAUGCAGCCAGCCUACUAGUCAACCUGGAAUGCUGCAGUCGUCCCAGGCACUUAGUCAUGAAAAUGCAGGAAUAGUAUUUUCGUCAAAACAUGACGGGCUAUAUCUAUAUGUCUCGCGGAUGUUGCGAUCUAUUUGGCAAUUGCAUUGUGUCGAUGUAAAUUUCUGUACCAAAUUGGGUCGAAGCGAUUGUGCUUCUUUAUUGUCCGAUCUACGUUCAUUGCGUAGUUUUCUGGAAGUCCAUUCUGUGCAUGAUAUUUCCUCCUCUACCCGAGUGCCUUUCGAAAGUCAAUUUGACAGAACGAAUGGAUACACUACAAUAAUGAUGUCCAAUAGUCAUUUGCCCAUGUCCGACCAACGGAACAUGACGGAGCAGGCUCAGGUUGAGGAAAAACGGUCGCUUUCAGCUUUGAACCUUUUUGUCAAGCACGCCUGUGAGGUCAUAUCCCUGUGGAGCAUUCUGAAUUCGCAUUCCUUUCAACACCUUUGUCUCCAGCUUAGUCCCGAGCACCAGAAGAUGUUGAGAUGCUGUACUUUUCGAGACUUGAUGCUUAAACGAUCCGAGGUGUGCGCAUUUUUAAUAAUUUCGCUUAUUAAUCUGUACCUCAAGGAUAAAACUGGUGUGUCGGAAGUAUCAAAAAAUUUACGAGAGCUAUGCCCGAAUCUCUAUAGGCAUGAGGAUGCUGUCACAUACAAGGCCACUGAGCUUCUAAUGAGUGCUAAAAACUGCACUUCUCCUGUGGAGAAGGAGCAAAAGCUGAGAACGACGUUGCAAAUGUGCAAGGAAGCGGCACCCACGUUACCGUUGCAUAGCAUUUGUCAACUUUUUAUUUCCGUCGACUUUUUCGAAGGCGUAGUUGAACUGGCAGCCAUCUGUGCAGCAAAGAGCGAUCCUGAAGAAGUUGGUGUUCACUUCUAUAACAACGACGAGCCAUCUGAAGACCGUGAAGGGUAUACCUGUUUUGUCACGCGGAUGAACUAUUACAAAGAGGUGCAACUUAUGCUAGAUCACGUCUACCUGGCGGCCUGCGAUAAUAUAUCUAUUCAGGAUCAAACUCUACCAUAUUAUCUCUGUAAUAAUUCCGGAUCUAGUGCAGAUCCUGGGGAAAGCUGUAAUGCUGAUAGUAAAUCGAAGCCAUCAAUUUCCAAAAUUGCUGCACAGACUCUCCAAAUAAAAGACCCUUUAGUCCAUGUGACUCUUUACGAAUGGUUGCUUGCUCAUGACAUGCUUACUGAACUUUUGGAAGUGGUUGAGCCAACUUUGGGAGAGUUUUUGCGGCGAAGUGUAACACGUAACCCGGAUAAUGUUAUUUUAAUUGAUUUGCUUUGGAAGUACUAUGAGAAGAAUGGAUAUCAUUCCCAGGCAGCACAAAUUUUAGAUAAUUUGGCAAUGACACGCAGUGAAAAUAUAACUCUGGAACAACGCAUUGAGUAUUUGGUGCGGGCUGUCAUGUGUAUGCGCAAUGGGAACGUUGGCUCAUCUGUAACCAAUGGGAUAUUCUUAAAGGAACUAGAAGACAAGCUGGAAAUAGCUCGAGUUCAAAAAGCGGUGCUUGUUGAUAUGACUGCGUUGGCGCAAGAAAAGCCAGACGCCACAACGGCCGUUAAGGAAUUAAAUUACGCGCUAUACGAUAUCACACAAUUAUACCAGCAUUUUGCUGAGCCCUUUAAUCUUUGGGAGUGCCAAUUGUCAAUACUUAAUUGCUCCCAUCACAACGAUCCCUUGCUUAUAGAGUCGGUGUGGGGUAACAUAAUCAGCAGCUUAGUAGAAGACUCAGGUUCGAAUCAGGACCGCACCAACCGGUUGUUCAGCAAAAUCGAAUUAUUAGUACGAGAAUAUAGUGAAUCGGGUGCUUGCUUCCCAUUCGCGUUUUUGAUAAGGGAACUGGAAAUUAGAGCUUGUCAGCUGCGAAUGCCCGAAGGAACGGUCCCAGAAAAACUCGUAACCAUGAACCUAGACCAUGAGCUUCUUCUUGAAUACUACUCAAGAAUGAUUUCAAUGAAUGAACGUGUCUGGGCAAAUGAAGGCAACGAGUGGCACUUAAUACAAUCCGCCAUUCGUGUGGUGUCUCUACUUGCGGACAACGCGCAUGCCAUUUGGUACCGCUCAAAGAGACGAAUUAUUGGGAAGGCUCAGGACAUAGUGGCUGCCUGCUUGAAUAUAUGUUAUCAAAAGCCAGACACAAAUCGAUUACAGCAGUGUCUUAAAGAGCUACAAUGCAGAUUGCAACGUCUGUUGGGUUAAUGCUAGAAUAUAAGAUAAGAGCAAAAUUAAGAAAAAAUUUCAUAGAUUUUAAGUUUGACUGAGAUAUAUCUUGUAUUUGUAUUAAAAGUGAUAAAUAAAUUUGUUUACUCUUUA